AUGGGCUCUUACGUCGCUCGCCAUCCCUCUCCUAGCAACUCUUAUGGGGGGAAGUUGUACGAGGCUCAGGGACAUUCGCCGCAGCGCCUUGUGCCUUCUUCUCAGACGCCGCCGCCCGGAGGUCGCCAUCGCACGCCUUCCAGAAACCUGAAUCCCCAGCAUCCAACCCAUGCCCCAUCUCAAGGCAUCAACUAUCUAUCAUACCUGCAACCAGCCAGCACUCCUCCCUAUGCAUAUUUCUGCGAACGUAUUGUUCGCGUUAAUGACCAGCAAGCUUCGAUAUUCAUCCAGCAAAAGCUCAAGGCAGUUGACGCCGCGGAGCGUUUCAAAAUCGUUGAUGCUAUUGUGGAAAAAGGACUUGAUCUGAUGACUAACCGAUUCGGCAAUUGGGCUGUCCAGCGUUGUCUUGAAGAUCCCUGCACAGCUGAGGAAAGGGUCAAGGUGGUCAAUGUCAUGCGUGGUCACGUCGUGGAACUCGCCACCUCUCCUUAUGGGACUCACGUGGUACAGAAGGCUCUGGACGGGGACGAACGUUGCAAGCUGCUCAUUGUAAACGAACUGCUUAUGGACGAUCCUGGUGAAACCCUCAUCAACAAGCAUGCCAGCCAUGUUUGGAGCAAAAUCAUGGAACUUCAAUGGGAAGGCAAUGUUCCCCCCAUUUUUGAAUACGUCAAUCAUGCACUGCGCGGCAAAUGGGCACAGCUGGCCUGUCAUGAGACGGGCUCCCUCGUCGCCCAGCACGUGUUCGAAAAUCUAAGCGAAGAACUAAAAAGGCCUUGUGUCGACGAGGUGCUGGACAAUUUGGUUCUGUGCUCUAAGAACCAGUGGGGAAGUUGGGUUGUGCAACACAUUGUUGAACAUGGUUCACCCGAGGCAAAAGCUCGAGCAAUUUCAAUCCUCACAAGAGAAAUUCUCACCUUGGCUACCGAUCAGCAGGGUGUGAAGUCGCUCGAUAAAGCUCUGAAGCAGAGCGAUCCCAUGGUUCUGGAUGGCUUUGUACGGAAGAUGGCUGAGUCUCGUGUCACAGGAAAGCGGGCUAUCAUUGUUGACAUGGCAUUAACGCUGCCUGGCAGCCAGUUUAUCACCCAAGUCUUGAAUAUGGUGGGGAAAGAGCAUCGCGCCAUGCUUUCCGACGCUCUUCGCAGCCAUGUUGUCACGUUGAAAGGCUCGCGCACGGGUGCUAAAGUGAUCUGGAUGUUUGAGAAGGCGCGCUCGUAUAAUUCUUGAAGCAGGUUCUUCAACAUUUUCUGCCCAUCUACACCGUAUCAAAUACUUCAUCACAGGAUGAAGCACGAAAUUAUGCUCUGAACGAUGCUGAUAUACUCACCCCAUUGCGGACGUUCGAUACUAUAUGCCAUCACACGACUUUCUACCAAAGCAUUCCCCCACGCAUGAGACUCAUCAUUCAUUCCCGUCGCGCGGUUUCUGAACCCGCAAGGCGGUGCCCGAUCGCAUCACCUUUCUCGAUUUUCUUCGUUCUCUUCUCCAUGUCGUCUCUUCUUCUGCAUUCUAUUUCUCUAUCCGUAUUACUCGAAGGCCCAUAUGUAGCAAGGUGUGGUGAUGGGUCUCGGC
Molecule: messenger RNA, 1572 nt
Organism: Dacryopinax primogenitus
Lineage: Eukaryota; Fungi; Basidiomycota; Dacrymycetes; Dacrymycetales; Dacrymycetaceae
Product: ARM repeat-containing protein
Exons: 12
Coding region: 1-1227 (408 amino acids)
Biological process (GO): post-transcriptional regulation of gene expression
Cellular component (GO): cytoplasm
Molecular function (GO): mRNA 3'-UTR binding
Source: RefSeq, a predicted model, not a curated record